AAAGGAAACAAAAAACAAAAAAGGCAGUAGCAAAAGACCCACAUAACGUGGAUAUAUAUGCAACCUUCAUUUCUCAAAUCAUGGAGUAUUUCUGUAUUUCUUAUAGGGUGUAGAAGUAAUAAGUUUUGCUGCGCGCAGAGAAGGGCCGAAGAGAUGGAUUUAACAGGUUUGAGCCACCUCUUUGUAACGGUUUUCCUCUCGGGCUUUGCUAGCUUCACGGUGGUUCCAUCCAUCACCGAUGUCACCAUGUUGGCUCUUUGCCCUGGUCAAGAUGAGUGCUCCCUCGCAAUCUACCUCACUGGUUGCCAACAGGCGAUCAUAGGAUUGGGAGCAAUGAUAAUUACACCCCUCAUUGGGAAUCUAUCUGACGUGUACGGCAGGAAAGAGUUGCUCACCCUCCCCAUGACUCUCUCCAUUCUUCCUCUAGUGAUAAUGGCAUAUAGCACGACGACCAGCUUCUUUUAUGCCUACUUCUUCAUAAGGACUCUCACUGCAAUGGUCGGCGAAGGCAGCAUCAAUUGCCUUGCUCUUGCUUACGUGGCAGAUAAAGUCCCAGAUGGACAACGGGCAUCAGCAUUUGGAAUUCUAGCCGGGGUAGGUUCAGCUGCAUUUGUAUGUGGAACCUUAGCGGCUCGUUUUCUCUCCACUGCUGCGACAUUUCAGGUUGCUGCUGUCAUGUCGAUGAUUGCAGCAGUUUACAUGAGAGUUUUUCUCAAGGAAAGCAUACCCAAUGGGGAUGGUUUAAGACAGCCAAUGUUGAACGGAACACCUCAUGGUGAUUUAGAAAAGACAACAACACAGGCCUUCAAGAGGAUUCCAUCAAUUGGGGAUCUGAUCUGCCUGAUGAAGAGCAGUACGACAUUUUCACAAGCAACAGUGGUUUCAUUCUUCAAUGGUCUUGCAGAGGGUGGGAUUAUAGCUUCGUUACUGUACUUCCUGAAGGCCCGUUUCCACUUCAAUAAAAACCAGUAUGCUGAUCUCUUGCUAAUUUUUGGAGUUGCAGGGACCAUUUCACAGCUGCUUUUCAUGCCCAUGUUGGCACCUGCCAUUGGAGAGGAGAAGUUGCUUUCCAUCGGUCUCUUCAUGAACUGUUCAAACAUAUUUUUUAACAGCAUAGCAUGGUCAGUUUGGGUUCCUUAUGCCGCUACUGUGUUUUCCAUCUUUACUGUCUUUGUGCAACCAAGCAUACGCAGCAUCGUUUCGAAACAAGUAGGGCCCACCGAGCAGGGGAAGUCUCAAGGAUGUAUUUCAGGCAUAAGUUCCUUAGCCACCAUUGUUUCUCCAUUAAUCUUUAGUCCUUUAACAGCAUUGUUCCUGUCUGAAGAAGCACCGUUUCCUUUCCCUGGUUUCAGUAUUAUGUGCAUUGGGUUUGCCACGUUUGUAAAUUAUCGUUUAUGGGAGCUUGACGAAUCACAUGCUGUCAUGCAGAUGAUUGCCUUUAUCCAGAGCAUUAUGAUAUGGGGAGUUCCUUCCAGUCACAAAACUGACAAUAAGCAAACCACGGAGGCCUAGUUAUGUAUAGAAUAUAGAUGAUAAUGUUAUAGUACUCUAACAUGAGGGGACUCUGAUCUCUCUAUAGCCAUUUUGCUUUGGGAGCAGUCUUGUUCUUUACGAGCCCCCAGAACAUACUUCAGAUCAAGAGACAACGGGGAUUGAUUGUUAUGCACUAAACUAUAUAUUCAGAACAGCAUACAACAAUCUUGGAAGAUAUAAUUAAGGGCAUUCUAUGAUU
Juglans microcarpa x Juglans regia is the source of this 1732-nucleotide messenger RNA. RefSeq names its product tetracycline resistance protein, class H-like. Gene Ontology annotation, biological process: transmembrane transport. The record is from RefSeq and is a predicted model, not a curated record. Bases 58 to 1512 code for a protein of 484 amino acids. Gene Ontology annotation, molecular function: transmembrane transporter activity. Lineage: Eukaryota; Viridiplantae; Streptophyta; Magnoliopsida; Fagales; Juglandaceae. The transcript is spliced from 14 exons.